Molecule: messenger RNA, 3392 nt
Organism: Zea mays
Lineage: Eukaryota; Viridiplantae; Streptophyta; Magnoliopsida; Poales; Poaceae
Product: rab3 GTPase-activating protein catalytic subunit
Exons: 21
Coding region: 690-3005 (771 amino acids)
Biological process (GO): positive regulation of GTPase activity
Molecular function (GO): GTPase activator activity
Source: RefSeq, a predicted model, not a curated record
GUCGGUCGACGAGGCAUCGGCCAUCGACGCAACACUCUCCUCCGCUUCCCUUCUCCUCAGUCGCGGCUCACCCCCUCCCCCUUGCCGAUCUAACGGGAACGCGUCUCACAGCUUCCACGCGACUGCACCGUGCCACCCGAGGCUCGCCCCCGCUGAGCCAGCGGAGCGAAUCUCCAUGGCCUCCACAUCCUCCUCCAGGUACGCGAAACAUCGUCGGAUCGGAGAGGACGAUGAGUUGGAGGAGGUUGAGGAGGAGGCCGAAGAGGAGCUUGAGCGGUUCGAUGAUUUCACCAUUGCUUCGUCAUGGGAAAAGUUUAUAUCUGAGAUAGAGGCUAUUUGCCGUCAAUGGCUUGCAGAUGGCGCAAAGAUCUUAAUGCAAAAAGGUGCAGAGGGUGUUCCUCCUUUUGAAAACUUAUAUAUGAUCAAGCGUGAAUUGAAGCAUGGGAAAAGAGUCUAUUCUAUGGAGUACCAUUUCAUGAAAUCUGCAAAAGGUGAGUUUAUUUGGUUAAACUAUAAUACUUUCAGCAAGCUUGUAGAAGGGCAGACCUGGUGAUGUAGAAGGGCAGACCAUUUCAUGAAAUCGAAGCAGCCUCUUCACAUUUGCGGAGGGAAGACUUGCCUUGGUUUAUCCCUUCUCCAGAACCCACUCAUGUGGUCAAAACUCAUAUUGGGACGAUGACACACAUAGCAUGCAGCUCUCAUUUGGAGUUGAUGAGUUUUUGAUAAUUGCUCCGCUGAGUGCCAGUGGUGUGAUCCUCGAUGAUCCAGAAUCAACUAAGCUUUUGAGUUCUGUAGCAAUUGCUCUUUCUAAUUGUGGCAGCAAUUGGCCAGCGUUUGUACCAGUUCACGACCCUUCACGGAAAGCCUAUAUAGGGAUUCAAAAUCUGGGAACUGUAUUUACUCGAAGAUUUGAAGCUGACCGAAUUGGUAGUCAAGUGCCAAUAAGACUCAUGCAUCUGGAGGGGUUACAUGAGCUAUUUCUGUCAAAAUUUGUCCUAUCCUCGUCAGAUUUUCCAGCUAGGGUAAAGGUUCACUUCUCAAUGAAGCUUAGCUACAAGACCCCAGAAUAUGAUCAUGAUAAUGAAACUUUAGAUUCUGAAGCUACUGAGCCAUUGACUGAAAAUGAAGUUGUGAACCACCCUAGAAAACUAUGGGACGAUGAUUGCCCUUGGGCAGAGUGGUACUCUGCUGAGGAUCCUGUUAAAGGUUUUGAGUUGACUGCCAUCUGGGGAGAGAGGACAUUUGAAGAGACCCUUGAGAUGGCUGAAGUGGAAAAUGCCUCGUCCUUUGAUGCUGAUAGCUGGUUCCUUCACCCAGUUGUAUCUCGAUACAUGGUAGAUGAUUCUAUUGGAAAAUUUGUUGGGUUUGCAUCCCAGCUACAUCUUCUAGUAAAUGCAUAUGAAUCAUCAGUGGAGGCACAAUUUCUAGAAGACUUUGUUGCAGAUACUUCAGGCCAGGAUAAUGCAAAAUCUACUGCUACUGUGCCUCCACCAUCAGUUAUUGAUCGUGUUAUGAAAGAUCUUUUCAGUGAUGAGACUGGCAACUAUAUGGAAGCAGAAAACAAGUAUAGUCGUGCUAUGCGAGGUGCACCUGCAGAUUCACUUUUUGGCCAGUUCUGUUUGCAUGCACUGUGGUUUGGCAACUGCAAUAUAUGCGCAAUUGCUACACUAUGGAUUGAUUUUGUGCGGGAAAUUCGUUGGUGCUGGGAGGAAUCAGAAAGAUUGCCUAGGAUGAAAAGCACUUCAAGCAUUGAUCUCUCUUCUUGUCUUAUCCACCAAAAGUUACAAAUGCUCACGAUAUGCAUUGAGAGGAAGAGAUCACUGAACCGUGAGAAAGGUACUGGCUACAAAGAUGAGACUUCAAAUAGUACGGCAGUGAACAAGUCUAGGAAAGGAUCAGCUGGUGUUGUGCCUAAAAUGAUGCUCCUGAAUACGUUUCAGGAAAUGCAUGCUCCAUAUACUCAGGAUGCACCUUUGAUGACCGAAGAUAUGCAUGAAGAAAGGCUCCAUGCAGCUGAAGCUUUUGGCAAUGCCAUUGGUCUAUCUGGACAGCUGGAAAGGGAUAUAUUAUGUUCCGAUAUGUCUGCUUUUAAAGCUGCAAACCCAGAUGCUGUCUUUGAAGAUUUUAUUCGGUGGCAUUCACCUGGUGAAUGGUUGAGCGAGGACAAAACAGAUGGUAAUGCAGGCUGGCCUCCCAAAGGAAAGCUUUCUCACCGUAUGUCCCAACAUGGGAAUGUGUGGCGCAAAAUCUGGAAUGAUGCUCUGCCAUUGCCUGUUUCUGAACAGAAGUCUUUGCUUGACCCUGUUCGGGAAGGAGAAAAGGUGCUUCAUUACCUUGAAACUUUAAGGCCACAGCAGCUCCUUGAACAAAUGGUGUGUACAGCUUUCAAAUCAUCAGCUGAUAUCCUGAAUAAGACCAUGUAUGGUGGCUUCAAGGAAAUGAAGACAAAAAUGGAUCGACUAUAUGUCACCAUGGCGUCAACACUGAAAUCUUUUCUAGGGAAUUCUGAUGUCAAUGAUUUGGUUGGAGGCCUGAAACGGCUUUGUCAAGUUUUUGAGCACAUCGAGAAGUUACUGAUUCUUGCUGCUUCCAUCAAUCGGAAGCUUAUUGAUGCUCCACGACUAGCUCAAGCAAUAUUUUACGACUACUACAACUUCUACCUUCCAAAAAUGGGAACUAGCCUGGAAAGCAUUUGCUAUGAGAAGGAGUUCACAACUAAGGAAAAGGUCGGGAUGUAUGAGAGAGAUGCUGUGUCGAACCUGUUUCCUCCCCCUACUGCUAAUCAGUCUUGGAGGAAAGUUUUGAGCAUGGGAAAUCUUCUGAACGGCCAUGAACCGAUGCAAAGGGAAAUCAUAUUCUCAGUCCAGGAGAGAAUAAGCAACGGUCAUUAUUCGAGCCCAACCCCAUUAUGUACCAACAAUGAGAAGAUCCAGACACAUAGGAUGUAUAUAUCUGGGACAUCUAAUGACCUUUGGGUUGCAUUGUCUGUAACGUCCUGGGAUUGAGCUGCACGAUGUAUGAGAGGAGCAAUUGGUGUUUUAAUUAGCUUAGAAUCCCGUUGGUGCAGAUAAACUAUCAUUGUAUUUUUUUUUUGUUGGAUGUACCAGAAGUCCAGAAGGGGCCACCAGGACAUGGCUAGUGACGCACUGAGGACAAGCAUCCAUUUUUGACAUCAGAUCAAAGUAUUGAUUAUUUACGUCUUGUAGCAGUCAGAACUCAGAAAUGCUAAUAUAUUCUUGGCUUCCUCUAGAGAAAUGGUUGUAGACAAGCUCUAUUUGGCUGACGUUUUUGGUCUGUUAGGUGGUGGGCUGGUGAGUUGCAACACACACACUGGGGUUGAUGUACGUAAACAUCUUGUAUGACUUUUGCAAUGAGCUAGGCUUUGUUCAAUA